AUGUUAACUUCUACCCUUGAAAAAGACAAGACAGCCAGAAUGAGUGAAGAAAAGUGUCUCAUUCAGCAGUCAGAAACAGGAGAUAUCUCUGCCUCAUUCAGUCAGUCUAAAGCCUCCGUUUUAAAUAAAGAUGACCUUAAAGAGAACUUAGAACCACCUUCUAAUGUGGAUGAAAUUCCUCUGACCGAUCAGGUCUCAAACCAGCAAGGUGACCUAAAACAAAGUGCAGAUGAUAUAAAUGAAGUGGCAGAUGAAGAGGCACUGUUCGGUGAUACAGAAGGCAUACAGGAGAGUGAAUUUCAAUACUGCAGUAAUGAAGAUUUAAAUUUUGUUGGGCCUACAGGCUCAUCAACCCCUCUGUUAGCAAGAGCAACAUCUGAAGGAUCAGUCACAGAAGAGACAUCUGACUUGAAGACUUCUUCCCUAACAAGGGACUGCUGUCUCACCGGAGAUCCUGAUGAAGAUAAUGACAACAUAUCCCAGGUUUCUUGUGGGUGCAGUUACCAUGAAGAUGGAGAGUGUACUAAUGUUCCUGUUGUUAAAGCACAACCUCGGGAGAGUCUUAUGAUACCUGGGGCAAUUCAAGUGCCGAUUGUGGGACAUGAAACAAUGGAAGCCAGAUCAAAGUUCACAGUGUUCAAGAUUCAUGUCAUGAUAGAGGAAGAUGAAGUUGGCUGGUUCAUAUUUCGUAGAUAUUCAGAUUUUGUUCACCUCAAUGAUCAGCUCAGAGUCUUGUACCCAAGCUUUCGAUUUACACUGCCCCCAAAACGUUGGCUUCGAAGCAACUUUGAUUUAGACUUUCUUGAGGAGAGACAGAAAGGCUUGCAAAUCUAUGUGGAUAACAUCACAGGCCACAGGGACAUCUGCAACAGCAAGCCAGUGAGAGACUUUUUUUGUUUUGAUGACCCACCAGGACCAUACGACAGCCUUGAGGAAAGCAGGGCCCAGUGUGAAUGCAUGGAAGAGAUGGUCUACUUACUCCGCAAGGAACUUUCAGAGAAAGAUACAGAGAUGGAACUUCUGAAAGAAGAACUUAAUCUGUACAAAAAUCAAGUGCAACUGCUGACAAGCCGCCUUAGUGAACUUAACAAAGUGAGCACUGUGGAAAAACCAGCCUCAGAGAAACGGCGUUCCCUUGCAGGAGAUGGACGCUUCAGCAUUGCUUCGAUGUUCGGCUCCAGUGACUUACAGCUCAUAAGUAAACUGGACACAAUUGCAGAUUUCAA
Molecule: messenger RNA, 1226 nt
Organism: Candidula unifasciata
Lineage: Eukaryota; Metazoa; Mollusca; Gastropoda; Stylommatophora; Geomitridae
Source: the annotation of a GenBank genome assembly